AUGUCGACCGCUGCCGCUAACCUUGCGUCGCUCCUCCGCGCCUCGUCAAUUGAUGACCAUGAAGAGGUCCUGAAAGCAGCAAAUGCAGCUAUCAAGGCCUCGAAAUCCGAUCUCGAAGCGCAGCACACACGAGUGGUUGCCCUCCUCAAACUCGAUCGUUUCGAAGAUGCUCUCCGUGCCAUCGCAGAGGGUGGAGACAAGCUGGAGCAGGAGUGCAUCGUAGAGAAGACAUAUGCGCUGUACAAGUCGGGGCAGCUGAGCGAUGCCACCAAAGUCCUCGAGUCAGCACCACUUUCCUCGCGUGCUCUUCGUCACCUCGCCGCCCAGGUCGCCUAUCGUGCCGAGCACUUCCAGGAUGCUGCCGCCCUAUACCAUGAACUAUCCGCGGAAGGCGAAGGUCGGCCUGGGGAAGAGAAUGAUUUGAGAAUCAAUACGCUUGCAGCCAAUGCCCAGCUUGAGUGGAAUGGCCUGGGAAACCUUGUGGAUGAGAAAGAGAGACAGCCCGCAGGAGAAGAUCUCGAGGCUUUCGAGACUGCGUACAACGCGGCUUGCGCCUGCGUGGCACGUGGGGACUUAGGCAAGGCCUCUUUUCUGCUCAAGCGGGCAAGAGAUCUAUGUGAGGCCGGCGAGGAUUUGUCUGAGGACGAAAAAAAGGCCGAGCUUCUUCCCAUCAUGGUCCAGCAUGUCUACGUCCUGGCGCGGCUUGGGAAGGAGACCGAGGCAGCAGCAUUGCAGAAGGCCAUAACUGUCUCAGAGAUACCCGAAGCACCAACGCGAGCAGUGGCGCAACACAACCAAAUGACGGUCGGAGCCGACGCCCGCAACCCCUUCCUCACCCAACGACUUAUGCAGUCGGCCACCAGUCUAUCUGGAAACGAUGUGCUUUUCGAGAUCCAAGCAUCAGUUCUACGACGGAACCGACAUGCUUUGGAUCUGCAAACCCAGAAGUUCCGUGGUGUAGCUUCGUCCACAUCCACCCUCAUCUCGAAAAUAGCGGCACCCACUGCAUCAACCGAGAUCGCCGGGCUCGGUGUCAUAAACGCCGCAUCCCAUGCCCGCCUAGAGGCUGGGAAGACGGCCAUCACCCAAAUCCUGCCAAUGCUCGAAAAACGCCCUACUGACGUUGGGCUUCUCUUAACCAUAAUCCAGCUUUACGUGCAGACCAAAAAUCUAAAUCCUGCUUUGAGUCUGCUGGAGACAUUCCUGAAGCGCUUAGAGACGGCUUCCACCCCGGAUCAUGCUGAUGUACGGUUUGCGCCCGGCCUAGUAGCGAUUGUAGUGGCUCUUUACCGUCUUCAGGGACGCCAAAACUCUAUUCUGACUGAGCUCGCCAAAGCAUCAGCGCACUGGCGAUCAAACCAGAAGGAAUCAGCCACGUCGCUUUUGCGCGAAGCAGGUGUACAACUUCUCAAGUCUUCAAAUUCGGAUGACCUGGCAUCAGCGGGCGCAACGUUUGAGAGCCUGGUGUCCAGUUCGAGACAUGACACUACUGCAAUAGCAGGGUUGGUCGCCUCCUUCGCAACGAGCGACUACACCAAGGUCGAGCCAUACCUGCAAAAAUUGACGCCGGUAGAAAGGCUCACUGCCGGCACCGACAUCCACGGGCUGCUCGACUCCGGCGUGGCUUCUGUUGCGAACACGGCAUCGCAGUCUAAGAAACGAGCAGCCGAAGCAGAGCCUGAAAGGACUGCCAAGAGGCGCCGGAAGAGGAAAUUACCCAAAGACUACGUAGAAGGGAGGCAACCUGAUCCGGAGCGCUGGCUUCCUCUUCGCGAUCGCAGUACCUAUCGUCCAAAGGGGAAGAAAGGGAAGAAACGAGCUCAGGAUGCUACUCAGGGCGGUGCGGUCAAAGAGGAAGAGACACUAGAGCUCGUUGGUGGCGCUGGUGCCGUGAAGGUCGAGAAAGCAACUGCAGGGGGUAACAAAAAGAAGAAGAAGAACAAGAAGUAA
This is a messenger RNA of Pseudomassariella vexata, 1950 nucleotides long. RefSeq lists its product as uncharacterized. Gene Ontology annotation, molecular function: ribosome binding; protein binding; 7S RNA binding. Gene Ontology annotation, cellular component: signal recognition particle, endoplasmic reticulum targeting. The coding region runs from base 1 to 1950 and encodes 649 amino acids. The record is from RefSeq and is a predicted model, not a curated record. Gene Ontology annotation, biological process: SRP-dependent cotranslational protein targeting to membrane. The transcript has 2 exons. NCBI's taxonomy places the organism in Eukaryota, Fungi, Ascomycota, Sordariomycetes, Amphisphaeriales, Pseudomassariaceae.